AGCGAAAAGAGAGAACGAGAAUGUGAGAAAUAGCGACAGGCUCCGCGCAAACAGCAUCUCUGGAACUGGACCUGAGCACCAGGCUGACUGCUCGGCUGCAAGGAGAGAGCCUAGUUUCCCUCACCAAUGAUACAGAAUACAGAAUCUCUCCUCUUUAGCCGCCUUUCUCUGUGCUUGCUCAGAAUGGAUUCCCGAAGCCUAAUUGAGAGAGCAGCGGCAGCAGCAGCAGCAACCUUUCACUUAUUAAGUUUUACUCUACUGGGUAUUGCGUUAUCUCUCUCCAUUUCUACCUUGGAGAAGCAAAGGUGAGUGAGCUCCGGGAGUAAGCACACGUUUGGGAAUGAGUGACUUUGGAGAGCGGUCAUACUGAUGGAAGAGGCUGCUGAAAGAAGACCUGAGGCUCAGAAGCGGAGGGUCUCUCGCCCAGCUGUGAGACUGGCUUGCCCGGUCAGCCUUUCACCAACACACUUAAGAAUUUCAUACUUGCCGACCAACAGUACAAACCAUGAACCUGUCACAACUGCUUGACUGGAGAACCUUGAACUCAAGCGGAUUCUUCCUGAACUCAUCAGAGCAUCACCCUUGUCCACUGGGUUUCGGACACUACAAUUCAGUGGACAUAUGCAUACUGGAAACUACCAUCAUUGUGCUGCUAACGUUCUUGAUAAUUACUGGGAACCUAACGGUCAUCUUCGUCUUUCAUUGUGCCCCGUUACUGCACCAUUACACGACCAGUUACUUCAUCCAGACGAUGGCAUACGCGGACUUGCUUGUGGGAGUCAGUUGCCUGGUUCCCACGUUAUCCCUUCUUCACUACUCCACGGGGGUCCACGAAUCUUUGACAUGUCAAGUAUUUGGCUAUAUCAUAUCUGUGCUAAAAAGCGUCUCCAUGGCCUGUUUAGCGUUCAUCAGUGUGGAUCGAUACCUAGCCAUCACCAAACCCCUUUCCUACAACCAGCUGGUCACGCCAUGUAGACUACGCCUCUGUAUCAUCCUUAUCUGGAUUUAUUCAGGUUUGAUCUUCUUGCCAUCUUUUUUUGGCUGGGGUAAGCCUGGCUACCAUGGAGACAUCUUUGAGUGGUGCGCCAUCUCUUGGCAUACCAGUGCCUACUUCACUGGCUUCAUUGUGUGCCUGCUGUAUGCCCCCGCAGCACUGGUUAUAUGUUUCACGUACUUUCACAUCUUCCGCAUCUGCCGGCAGCACACCAAAGAAAUUAGCGACCGCCGAGCUCGCUUUCCCAGUCACGAAGCCGAGUCAACUGGAGAAGGUGGGCCCGGUCACAGCCCUGACCGACGCUACGCGAUGGUCUUGUUCCGAAUAACCAGCGUUUUCUAUAUGCUAUGGCUCCCCUACAUCAUAUACUUUUUAUUGGAGAGCUGGCGGGCGCUGGAUAACCCCGCCUUGUCUUUUCUAACCACCUGGUUGGCCAUAAGCAAUAGUUUCUGUAACUGUGUCAUCUACAGCUUGUCCAACAGUGUUUUCCGGCUCGGCCUUCGGAGGCUGUCAGAAACAAUAUGUUCACCAUGUAUGUGUUCUAAAGACAAGAAUGAACGGGAACCUAAACCCCGAAAACGCGCUAACUCCUGUUCUAUUUGAAGUCAUUGUAGUGACAGUCCUAAGUCGGGAGCGUGCCUGCACCAGGCCCCAGGAUGCUGCUUUCUCAACAAACAAAAAAAUCUACGAAAUUAUUUUAGCGCCUCAUUUUGGCUCAAUUGUUUGAGUUUUUGAUUUGCAUUGGAAAUGUGAACCAUUAAACUCUGAUCCAAACAGAGAUGCAAAAGAGCACACGAAUCUGUGCACUGCUGUCAAAAAUGAGUCACGCUGUUGUGGGAGGGGAGCAGAGUAUCAAAGGGGGAGAAAAAAAAGGUGUCGGUUUGGAUAAGAUUAGCUAAUUAAUGCGGAUAUUCUGCAGAAAUAUCAGAUAUCGUACAAAAAAUUACAAAAAGGUCACUUCCUUUUUUUUUUUUGUAUUCCUAAAAUAUAAGUUCUACAUUGCCUUGGCAGGAGAAUUAAAAAGAUUACUGUCCGAGGCUGGUGUUACUAAAACCACAGUGAUAAACUAUUACGUCAGCUGAAGGUGACCAUAUUGCUGUUUACAAUGUACUGUAUUAGUCUUUUUUUUUAUUUUUUCCCAAAUUUUUUUUUUCUUUAUAGGUUUAAUUUUAUUAAGUUGUGUUAUUAUUAUGCCGGUUCAGUGUAAGAAGAGUAGGCGUAACGAACGCCGCUGUCACUGACUGAACGGUUUGAGAGUUUACAAUUGCCUGUGCAAUCUGCAGGUGACAAUGAAGUGUUCUGUGAUGGUAUGCGUGUUCUCACCAUCCCCAAGACGCCAGCUGCCUUUUUCCUCUAGUAUACCUUAUAAGACAUGACAUAUCUUCUUGGAACUGAGCUGCUAUGAACGUGUUUUUUAAAAAAAAAAAAAUUGAUGGGUAUUAGCUAUAAAUCUAAAUUUAGAUCUCUUAGCCUUUGCGUAGACAAAAAGCGUCUCUGAUAUACCUUCAAAAAGUUGCGGGAACGAGACAUUUAAUUUGUAUCCUACGUGUAUAUGCUUUGUGUAUUUAUUGAUCAGUCUCAUAAAAGACAUGGCUCUGGUUUCCAAGUAGAGGCUUUUUGCAAUCCCGGCCACCCAGUUGUUAUCGAGCUUUUUUUUUUUUUUUUUUUUGUCAGACCGAGGCAGUGGCUCCUUCCAGAAUUAGAAGCCGUGACCUUUUCUUUCAAUUUUUUUUUUUUAUUCCUCCCCCCAGAACAAUUGGUGAUUUCACCAGCCAUGCAAAAAAUAGAAUCUGCUAAAUGGACUAUGUUCCUGCUAUACAUUUAUUCCGUCCUUGUUCUAGGGUUCAUCCAGCUUGCUGCUGUUUUUGACCGUUCCUUGUAUACAUUAUAUAUUUAAUUAAAAAAA
Molecule: messenger RNA, 2900 nt
Organism: Bufo bufo (common toad)
Lineage: Eukaryota; Metazoa; Chordata; Amphibia; Anura; Bufonidae
Gene: GPR52
Product: G protein-coupled receptor 52
Exons: 2
Coding region: 506-1597 (363 amino acids)
Biological process (GO): G protein-coupled receptor signaling pathway
Cellular component (GO): membrane
Molecular function (GO): G protein-coupled receptor activity
Source: RefSeq, a predicted model, not a curated record